AUGUUGCAUAACAACAUAGGAGAAGAAAAGGUGAAGGCGAAGAAGUCUCUCGCUUCUCCCCUCGACGAUCGACGAUGUCUCUUAGUGGUCUUGUCGACGAAGUCUCUCGGUCCUCGCCUCGUCGAAGAAUCUCGUCAGUGGGUUUCGUUGAGGAAGAAUCACCGUCCCUCUCCUCGAGGAAGAAUCGCGGUCCCUCUCCUCGAAGAAGAAUCUCAGUGCCUCUCAGCGACGGAGGAUGACGGUGGCUUUCCUCGUCAGAGAAAAUCUGUGGCUCUCCUCCACGAAGAGAAUCGUCGGUUGCAUGCUGAGUUUAAUCAAAGGUAA
Messenger RNA from Eruca vesicaria subsp. sativa (arugula), 324 nucleotides. Lineage: Eukaryota; Viridiplantae; Streptophyta; Magnoliopsida; Brassicales; Brassicaceae. The record is from the annotation of a GenBank genome assembly.